UACCAAAUUGGAGGAGAAAUAGAUUAAAAAGAUGUCCCAUCUUCCCCCACCCUACUAUAACUAUAAUUAAUGGAUAGACCGUAGUUGGUCUUCUCUGAAUAAUAAACAUAUAGAUAAACUAUUAAACUAAUUGUUUUUUUCAUAUAUAAUGAACCAUAUGAGCGAACCAUAUUUUUAAUGGCGUCUUGUUUUUAAAUUUCCCUAUACUCACCGUCACCCAGUACAUCAUAACAUAUAUUGUGUAUUUAGUGCUGCUGGAAAUGGGAAGCCUCAGCCGUCAUCUAAGACAGUUAUAAACAACCGCAAAGAUAAAAAAGCAACCGACAUUUUCGCCACCAUUUUAAUCUUUCUUUUAGGCCUGACGCCAUGUGGUGUUAGGUUUAACCGAUAAUAAAACUGAACUGCGUUUCUUACUCUGCUAUUAAACAUUCCGCAGCGUAUUAUGAGAUAGUGUGGUUCGUAGAAGGUUUAACUGACAGUUUCAAGUGCGCAUUGGGUAAUUGAUAAAAAUUUGUAAACAAAAUGUUAUAACAGUCGAGAUGAAAAGGCAACAAAUAUGUUGAUCCCUAUGCGCGUUUCCUAUUACUCGAAAUCUCGACAUAUUUCGUAAACCAUUUUAACCUUCUUCGUUUUUUCACGGUGUAAUUGACGCGCCAGUGCUUUGUGUUUGCUCGAACUUUUGGGGUUCGUUCUUGUAGGGAUUGAUUCCGUGGUCACGAUAAACUACGGCGGAGAUAUGAGGAUGGCAGGUCAAGAUAUAGAGAUACAAAGUGCGUUGUGGGUAAUUGAAGAAAUGUGAUGAAAAUUAAAAGCGUUGUAUUAGAAGGAUUAAGCUUGCGGCACAAGGCAUACGCGUUCGUGUUAUUGCUACGUGAGGACAUACAUGUUUUACUGCUGUUUUUUGCAGAUAUAAGAACUAAAACUGGCCUAGAUAACGUUUUCAGUCAAGUAAAUGUGUAAAAUGCGUUUUGGAAUAUGUACGCUGUUUUGUCAAUAUUGGUUCAUAUUGCGUGUCAGCGGGGGACCAAUAGUAAAUACAGAUGCAUCCUGGACGGAGAACAAUACCGGACCAGACAUGGAAACAACUACAAUAGUUACAGACAUACAAACAACUACUAUAACUCAGACACGGGAUACUACUUCGUUAACAUCUUCGAUUAAAAUUGGAAACACAACAAUCGACGUGUCUUGUAAUGUCGUGAAAAAUCAUUUGGAAAAAGUCGCUGACAAAUUACUUGCACUAGAAAAUGAAUUACCGAGGCAUAUCGCGUGUCAGAUAUUCCGUGACUGUCGUCUCGAAGACCAACCAGCAGGGGGGAUUUGCCAAGCUACUGUGGACAGCAUGGGUGUCUGCUUCACGCAAACGAAACCGGGUCGAGUGGCUUACAGCGGCUGCCCUACGAUUUUAAACGGGAUCAAUUACAUAGGUAAUUCAAGCAAGGAAUGUUACAUGAAUGGAACUUGGGCGAUAAAAUCGAACUACGACAGUUGUAUUCAUAGAUUAAGUCAGCAUCAAAACCUAAGCUUUUGUACAUACCAUCAAGCAUCAUCAACAGGUUGGAGUUACGAGAAGGAAAUUUGUAAAUAUCACUUCGUUUCUUGGACUGUGUUGACAAUCGUUGGAAGAAGUAUUUCUUUGUUUGCUCUCUGCAUUGCUUUUGCCUCCUUUUGCAUACUACGACGCCGAAAUUUAAAGAUGAUAAUUCAUUGGAACUUUGUCAUGUCUUUAAUCAUUAGAAACGUCACGUGGUUUCUACUUUUCGGGGUUGGAUUUUCAGGCAAUGUAAAUAUGGUCGGGUGUCGAGUUUUUGCAAUCCUGUUCAACUAUGCUUUGAUCGUCACAUUCAGUUGGAUGAUGGUUGAGGGAAUUAUGAUCCAUAGGAAGUUGGAAAGCCCGUUCAUGUCGAUGGCCGAUAGCUUCUGGGGUCGGUGUGUCUUGUUGGGAUGGGGUGUUCCAAUUCCCAUUAUGAUGUUUUGGGCAAUCUUGAAGGCGAAAUUUGAAAACAAAGACUGUUGGUUAAACCACUCUCCCAAACAAGUUGAUUACAUUUAUCUGGUGCCCAUUGGCAUUGUGUUACUGAUAAAUGGCUUCAUAUUUUGCAACUUCGUAUGUAUCUUGGCAAAGUGUCGUGGGCGCAAAGCAGCUUACAAACAUAGAAACGAAGCAUCAACAAUACGAUCAGUCUCUAAGGCUUUCGUGUUUUACUUCUCUCUUCUGGGAUUGACGUACUUAAUAUUCAUGGUGAAUCCGAGUAACAGUUCAACCGGAGAAAUUAUUUUCAUUUAUACAAAUGUGAUUUUGGAGUCUUUUCAGGGCUUCUUCAUCUGCCUCUUCCAUUGCUUUUGCAACACACAUAUGAGGGAAGCUGUGUUGAGGAGGGUUCAGACACUUAGAGCGCAUGGUAACUUCCCAUGCUUUGGCAUUGGCAUAGGAGACCGAUCUCUAUCGCGGCGAACUUUGUCGCUACGCUUGAGUGGUCAAAACUCAAGCAUGAAUAUGGAUAGUGACGAAAUGAGACAUCCAUUUAAACCGACUGAAGAAGAAAAAGGAAAAACUAAAAAUUUCCUUACAGAGGUGUUAACUAGAACUCAAAGAAAUGAGAAGAUCCAAACAAGUCAAAAUACUUUGCAAAGAGCAAAUUCCGAAUUGCAGGAAACAACAUCAUUUAUCUGCAGUGCGACUGCCAAUUCCAAAAUCAAACUGCAGCAUUGAGUUCACAUUUCAUUUUAUUUAUUUAAUUAACUGCAUCAAAAGUUCACAUGCGUUCAAUAAAGCUGUUUUACCUUU
Messenger RNA from Ciona intestinalis (vase tunicate), 2788 nucleotides. RefSeq names its product corticotropin-releasing factor receptor 2. Gene Ontology annotation, biological process: cell surface receptor signaling pathway; adenylate cyclase-modulating G protein-coupled receptor signaling pathway. Lineage: Eukaryota; Metazoa; Chordata; Ascidiacea; Phlebobranchia; Cionidae. Gene Ontology annotation, molecular function: peptide hormone binding; G protein-coupled peptide receptor activity. The record is from RefSeq and is a predicted model, not a curated record. Gene Ontology annotation, cellular component: plasma membrane.